Phasianus colchicus (ring-necked pheasant) is the source of this 3274-nucleotide messenger RNA. RefSeq names its product phospholipase A2 group IVF (gene PLA2G4F). Gene Ontology annotation, cellular component: ruffle membrane; vesicle; cytosol. Gene Ontology annotation, biological process: glycerophospholipid catabolic process. Lineage: Eukaryota; Metazoa; Chordata; Aves; Galliformes; Phasianidae. Gene Ontology annotation, molecular function: calcium ion binding; calcium-dependent phospholipid binding. The record is from RefSeq and is a predicted model, not a curated record.
UUUUUCCAUGUUCCAUGGGGUGCUGCGGGGCUCAGUUCCACCCAGAGUGCUGCCUUUUCUGGCAGCUGUACUUUUCCAAAGAAAGGAGAGAAAGGAGAGUGGAUUUUAUCACUGUCGGUGGGAGAAGCACCCUUACUACAACCUAACAGUAAAAGUCCUCAGAGCAAGAAACAUCAAGGGUACAGAUCUGUUGUCAAAAGCAGACUGCUACGUGGAACUGAAACUACCCACUGCAUCUCCCCAUGUCUCCCGAACUCAGGUUGUUGACAACUCUGAUAACCCAGAGUGGAACGAAACAUUCCAGUAUCGAAUCCACAGUGCUGUCAAGAACAUUCUGGAAUUGACCCUCUACGACAAGGAUGUCCUAAUCAGUGAUGAACUCACUUCCAUUGUCUUUGAUGUAGGAGGCAUGAAGCCGGGUCAGCCCCUGCUGCGCACUUUCAAGUUGAACCCAAAGGAUAAUGAAGAAUUGGACGUAGAAUUCUACCUGGAGAAAUGCUCAGAUACUCCUACAGAGGUAUUGACCAAUGGAGUACUUGUGGUUCAUCCUUGUUUGUUGCUCCAAGGCACCCUCAACAAAGAACAAAAAAUGAAAGAGAAACAGCAAGGUAACUGUGAGGUCAAGCUGUCUGUUCCAGGGGCGUAUCAGAAGCAGUUGUGUAUUCCUUGGAGUCUGGACAAUGAGGAGGAAUGUGGAACCUCCUUUGUCUUUCAUGUGGACAAAGAAAUGCAUACAGAACUACAAGUGGAACUGGAACAAACCAUAUCUUUCCUACAGGAUGGAAUGAAUCCUGAUGUUGAAAAGCAUUCUACGGUUCUAGGACAGGGGACUGUGCCACUUAAUUCCCUUCCUAUUGGAAAAAAAGUUGAUAAAGUUGUUUCUCUGGGAGAGGAGGGAGAAAAUUUGGAUAUAAGUUUGAAAGCUGUAGAGAGCACUUGGGAUCUAGAUGUACGACUGGGUUUUGACCUCUGUAAAGAGGAGAGAGAAUUUGUGGACAAAAGGAAGAAAAGAGUUUCUGAAGCACUGAAGAAGACUCUUAACUUAAAGCAGUCCCCCCAGAGAGAUGAGGUUCCAGUUGUAGCAGUACUGGGGUCUGGAGGUGGGAUGAGAGCACUGACAUCAUUCUACGGCAGCCUAGCUGGCCUUCAGCAGCUGGGCCUUCUGGAUGCUGCAAUGUAUCUGAGCGGGAUUUCUGGCUCUACUUGGUGUUUAUCAACGUUAUAUCAAGACCCUAACUGGUCACAGAAGGACCUUCAAGGUGCAAUUAGCAGAGCUCAGAGGGCUGUGUCCAGCAGCAAAGGAGGGGCAUUUUCCCCAGAACGACUGAAAUACUAUUUCCAGGAGUUGAGUGCAAUGGAGAGUAGUGGACGGAAAGUUUCCUUCACAGACUUGUGGGGCCUUAUUGUGGAGUAUUUCUUACAACAGAAGGAAGAUCCAUCAAAGCUGUCUGAUCAGCAAGAAGCAGUGAAAUGGGCCCAGAACCCUUAUCCUAUCUAUGCAGCUGUCAAUGUGAGACCCAAUAUUAGCAGUGGUGACUUUGCAGAAUGGUGUGAGUUUACUCCCUAUGAAGUUGGGUUUCGCAAAUACGGGGCUUUUGUCCGAACGGAAGACUUUGACAGUGAGUUCUUCAUGGGAAGGCUCAUCCAGAAACAUCCAGAGCCUAGAAUUUGUUUUCUACAAGGAAUGUGGGGCAGUGCCUUUGCUGCAAGCUUAGAUGAUAUCUGCUUGAAAGUGGUUGGUAUAGGACUGAGCUUUCUAGAUCCGUUCAAAGAUGUUAUCAAAGUCAUAGAUGACUGCAGAAGAUUUCAUUUCCGAGAUCCAACACGGCUGAAGACUCGCUUGAUUGUACCUGGGGGCCCCCUGCUGCAAAUCUUCCAGGAUUUCUUCAAGUCCCGGGUCACGUGUGGGGAGACCUUCAACUUCAUGCAUGGAUUAUAUCUCCAUAAAGAUUAUGUUAAAAUCAAGGAAUUUGUGGUUUGGAGAGGCACUCAUCUGGAUGCAUUUCCCAACCAGCUGAGCCCCAUGGAGGAGAACUUAUAUCUAGUGGAUGGUGGCUUUUCUAUCAACUCUCCCUUUCCACUGGUACUUCAACCAGAGAGGGACGUGGAUGUUAUUUUGUCAUUCAAUUUUUCCUGGGAAGCUCCAUUUGAGGUUUUAGAGCUGACUCAGCAAUAUUGUGAGGAGCGGGAAAUACCUUUUCCAAAAAUCGAAGUGAGUGAGGAAGAUGAAAAGAAGCCCAAAGAAUGCUAUGUGUUUGUGGAUGAUGAUAAUCCAAAGGCUCCCAUUGUGCUCCACUUCCCAUUGGUGAAUGACACCUUCCAGAAAUACAAAAGUCCAGGAGUUAAACGUGAGUCAGAAGAUGAGAAAUCCUUUGGUGACUUUGUGAUUGAGACAAAAGAUUCUCCUUACCGUACGCUAAAUUUCACCUUUGAGCCAUAUGAUUUCAGCAGGUUAGUGGAAGUGAAUCGCUACAACGUUCUAAACAGUAGCGACACUCUCUUCAAAACCCUGAACUUGGCUCUGCAAAGGAGAAAACUGAAGAAUGUCAUCAAUACAGCCAACACAUGAGCAGCUUCCAUCGCCGAGAAUAAAGACAAGCUUCAGUGUUCAAACUGGAAACCGUCUUUUUGAAAAGAGAGUAGAGAAUGCGACGCUGAAAUUUCACUCAACGUGCUUUGCUCUUGGAAAAACCCGAGAGAUAAUGAUGUAGUACAAAGCAACAGAGCAUGUUGCUAUGUUGAACAGGAAAUAGAGAUACAUUUAUGUGGUGAAGAGUAGUUACCUAGCCCAGUUUCUCAUCUAACAGUGGCUGAUGACUAGAGAAAUCGAGGCAAAUAGUGCAAGCAUCUGGAGAUAAUCUUCAAAAUUCCACUGGUUUGUGGAUGAAGGAUUUUUUUUUUCAAAGGUGUAUGAAGAAACACAGAUUUCUUCCAUACCUUUCUUGCUUUUUGAACCUCCGUAGAGCGUUCAUUUACAUCAUCUGGCCUUGAAUUCCACUUGUUGUAACCAUGCGCUGAGAGAGAAAAAGUGUCCUUUUGCUUUCAACUUGCUACUGACUGAUGCCUAUGUAUUUGAAAGCAUAGAAAGGAAGGCUCCUAGGAAGAGUCUGAAUUAGACUUAUUUUUUUUCUUUACGCUUUCAUACCUGUGCUUGCAAUUCAGAUAGAGCUUUGCUCAGGGAAUCAAUUUGUGUUUUCAUAUUAUAGAAACGUUGUUGCCAAGGUAGGAAUUGACCUCCCUUUGCAGAAAAUAAUAUAAAGGCUUAUGAACAGAU